Dipodomys spectabilis (banner-tailed kangaroo rat) is the source of this 4640-nucleotide messenger RNA. It is a transcript of the gene Med14, whose product is annotated as mediator complex subunit 14. Lineage: Eukaryota; Metazoa; Chordata; Mammalia; Rodentia; Heteromyidae. Gene Ontology annotation, cellular component: core mediator complex; mediator complex. Gene Ontology annotation, molecular function: transcription coregulator activity. The coding region runs from base 205 to 4626 and encodes 1473 amino acids. The transcript is spliced from 32 exons. Gene Ontology annotation, biological process: regulation of transcription by RNA polymerase II. The record is from RefSeq and is a predicted model, not a curated record.
CCCGCUCGCGUCCCUAAGGCCGGCGGGCUUCUCACUACAUGGGGGCGGGCCUCCACGGUCCGAGUACUGUUUCCUGUUCGCCGGUGGCUCGGCGGUAGGCAGAGGCCACCGUUGCCCGCGCCCGCUCCGGCGCGGUGACCGAGUACCCCAGAGGCUCCAGGGCCGCAUCGUGGGUCGUUGCGCCAAGCCUGGCCCUGCCCUGCCAUGGCCCCUGUGCAACUGGAGAACCACCAGCUGGUCCCGCCUGGAGGCGGCGGCGGUGGCAGUGGCGGCCCCGCUUCUGCCCCAGCACCACCUCCUCCAGGAGCUGCUGUGGCGGCGGCAGCUGCGGCUGCGGCUAGCCCUGGCUACCGACUGAGCACUCUGAUCGAAUUUCUGCUGCACCGGGCCUACUCGGAGCUCAUGGUGUUGACAGACUUAUUGCCAAGGAAAUCUGAUGUGGAAAGGAAAAUAGAAAUAGUACAGUUUGCUAGUCGAACACGCCAACUCUUCGUUCGAUUAUUAGCUUUAGUAAAAUGGGCUAAUGAUGCUGGCAAAGUGGAAAAAUGUGCGAUGAUCUCAAGCUUUUUAGAUCAGCAAGCCAUCUUGUUUGUGGACACGGCUGAUCGCCUGGCAUCAUUAGCUAGAGAUGCUCUGGUCCAUGCACGUCUGCCUAGUUUUGCCAUCCCAUAUGCCAUUGAUGUACUUACUACUGGUUCUUAUCCACGCCUACCAACCUGCAUUAGGGAUAAAAUUAUUCCUCCAGACCCAAUUACCAAAAUUGAGAAACAAGCCACACUUCAUCAGCUUAAUCAGAUUCUUAGACAUCGACUUGUAACUACAGAUCUUCCUCCUCAGCUAGCAAAUCUUACUGUGGCAAAUGGCCGUGUGAAAUUUCGAGUUGAAGGAGAAUUUGAAGCUACCUUGACAGUGAUGGGAGAUGAUCCAGAUGUACCAUGGCGUCUUCUCAAGCUAGAAAUUCUAGUUGAAGAUAAGGAAACAGGAGAUGGGCGAGCUCUGGUUCAUAGUAUGCAAAUCAACUUUAUCCAUCAGCUAGUGCAGUCUCGGCUCUUUGCUGAUGAGAAACCUCUUCAGGACAUGUACAAUUGCCUACAUUCUUUCUGCUUGUCACUUCAAUUAGAAGUGUUACAUUCUCAGAGUCUAAUGUUAAUCCGAGAACGAUGGGGAGACCUUGUACAGGUAGAAAGGUAUCAUGCUGGAAAAUGCCUUUCCCUCUCAGUUUGGAAUCAACAGGUUCUUGGGAAAAAAAUAGGAAUAGCAUCCGUUCACAAAGUUAUAAUUAAAAUUGAUGAGAAUGAUGUCUCCAAGCCUUUACAGAUUUUUCAUGAUCCUCCUUUGCCAGCUUCGGAUUCCAAAUUAGUAGAAAGAGCCAUGAAGAUUGACCACUUAUCAAUAGAAAAACUUCUGAUUGACAGUGUCCAUGCAAGAGCUCACCAGAAACUCCAAGAACUGAAGACUAUUCUUAGAGGCUUCAAUGGGAAUGAAAACUGUAGGAAUUUUUGGUGUAUAGAAAUGUUUCAAAAAUCAGCACCCCUACUUCAAAUCUCUUCCAUAGAGACUGCACUUCCAGCUAUUGUUGUUCCCAUCCUGGAGCCCUGUAGUAAUUCGGAGUGCCUACACAUUUUUGUAGAUUUGCAUUCUGGAAUGUUCCAAUUUAUGCUUUAUGGACUUGACCAGGCCACACUGGAUGAUAUGGAGAAAUCUGUAAAUGAUGACAUCAAACGGAUUAUUCCCUGGAUCCAGCAACUGAAGUUUUGGCUUGGAAAACAACGUUGUAAACAAUCUAUAAAACAUUUACCCACAAUAAGCACUGAAACAUUGCAGCUUUCCAAUUACUCAACUCAUCCUAUUGGAAAACUUUCUAAGAAUAAGCUGUUUAUUAAACUUACCCGUCUUCCACAAUAUUACAUCGUGGUGGAGCUACUAGAGGUUCCAAAUGAACCUACACAGCUGUCAUACAAGUACUACUUCAUGUCUGUGAAUACUGCAGAUCGUGAAGAUGGUCCUGUUAUGGCACUGCUCCUGCAGCAGUUCAAGGAAAAUGUCCAGGACUUGGUUUUGCGUACAAAACCUGGGAAACCAACCAAAACUGGUACCAAGCGCAAGUUGUCUGAUGAUUCAUGCCCAGUGGAAUCCAAGAAGACCAAACGAUCAGGAGAAAUGUGUGCCUUCAAUAAAGUUCUAGCUCACUUUGUCGCUAUGUGUGACACAAACAUGCCAUUUGUAGGACUUCGGUUAGAGUUAUCCAAUCUGGAGAUUCCACAUCAAGGGGUGCAAGUAGAAGGUGAUGGCUUCAGCCAUGCAAUUCGCUUAUUAAAAAUCCCUCCCUGUAAGGGUGUAAAUGAAGAAACCCAAAAGGCUCUGGACCGCUGUCUUCUCGAUUGCACUUUCCGAUUACAGGGUCGAAAUAACCGCACAUGGGUGGCAGAGUUAGUGUUUGCAAAUUGUCCACUUAAUGGCACUUCUACCAGGGAACAAGGACCAUCCCGGCAUGUUUACCUGACAUAUGAAAAUCUGUUGUCUGAACCUGUUGGUGGUAGAAAAGUGGUUGAAAUGUUCCUUAAUGACUGGAAUAGCAUUGCACGAUUAUAUGAGUGCGUGUUGGAAUUUGCACGUUCUUUACCAGACAUACCUGCUCACCUAAAUAUUUUCUCAGAAGUUCGUGUUUAUAAUUACCGAAAACUUAUUCUAUGUUAUGGAACCACCAAGGGAAGCUCGAUUAGUAUCCAGUGGAAUUCUAUCCAUCAGAAAUUUCACAUUUCUUUGGGAACAGUUGGUCCUAACUCAGGUUGCAGUAACUGUCACAAUACCAUUCUCCAUCAACUUCAAGAAAUGUUCAACAAGACACCAAAUGUGGUUCAGUUAUUACAGGUACUGUUUGAUACUCAGGCGCCAUUAAAUGCCAUCAACAAACUCCCCACUGUGCCGAUGUUGGGCUUAACCCAGAGAACCAACACCGCUUACCAGUGCUUCUCUAUUCUGCCACAAUCAUCCACGCACAUCAGGCUGGCCUUCAGGAACAUGUACUGCAUUGACAUAUACUGCCGGAGUCGAGGCGUUGUGGCUAUACGGGAUGGUGCCUAUAGUCUUUUUGAUAACAGCAAGUUAGUGGAAGGUUUUUAUCCUGCACCAGGAUUGAAGACAUUCCUGAAUAUGUUUGUUGACAGCAAUCAGGAUGCUCGAAGAAGGUCUGUGAAUGAGGAUGAUAAUCCUCCUUCUCCUAUAGGAGGAGAUAUGAUGGACUCCUUAAUAUCACAACUCCAGCCACCACCCCAGCAACAGCCAUUUCCAAAGCAACCAGGAACAUCAGGCGCUUAUCCUCUUACUUCCCCUCCUACGUCUUAUCAUAGCACAGUCAAUCAGUCUCCCUCUAUGAUGCACACACAGUCUCCAGGAAAUCUGCAUGCUGCCAGCUCCCCCAGUGGGGCUUUGAGAGCCCCAUCACCAGCGUCAUUUGUUCCAACUCCUCCCCCAUCCUCGCAUGGAAUCUCAAUAGGACCAGGGGCCAGUUUUGCUAGUCCACAUGGAACUCUUGACCCUAGUUCCCCAUAUACUAUGGUGUCACCAAGUAGUCGAGCAGGGAACUGGCCAGGAUCUCCUCAAGUGUCUGGCCCCUCACCAGCUACCCGUUUACCUGGAAUGUCACCAGCCAACCCAUCACUACAUUCUCCAGUUACAGAUGCUUCUCACUCUCCUCGAGCUGGAACAAGUUCCCAAACAAUGCCAACAAACAUGCCUCCACCUCGUAAACUACCUCAGCGCUCUUGGGCAGCAUCCAUACCUACCAUCCUCACUCACAGUGCCUUGAACAUUUUACUACUGCCCUCUCCAACACCAGGCCUCGUUCCUGGCCUGGCAGGUAGUUACCUUUGUUCUCCACUUGAGAGGUUUCUUGGAUCCGUCAUCAUGAGAAGACACCUUCAAAGAAUUAUUCAACAGGAAACGCUGCAGUUGAUAAAUUCCAAUGAACCUGGAGUAAUUAUGUUUAAGACUGAUGCGCUGAAAUGCAGAGUAGCCCUUAGUCCCAAAACCAACCAGACCCUUCAGCUAAAAGUGACACCUGAAAAUGCAGGACAGUGGAAACCUGAUGAACUUCAAGUUUUAGAGAAAUUCUUCGAAACAAGAGUUGCCGGACCACCAUUUAAAGCCAAUACAUUAAUAGCCUUCACCAAGCUAUUAGGAGCACCUACACACAUCCUCAGAGACUGUGUACAUAUUAUGAAGCUAGAACUGUUUCCUGACCAGGCAACACAGCUAAAAUGGAAUGUUCAGUUUUGCCUGACGAUCCCUCCCAGCGCACCGCCAAUUGCACCUCCUGGGACACCUGCUGUAGUGCUGAAAUCCAAAAUGCUGUUCUUUCUUCAACUAACUCAGAAAACAUCAGUCCCUCCCCAAGAACCUGUUAGUAUUAUAGUUCCAAUCAUUUAUGACAUGGCUUCAGGUACAACCCAGCAGGCAGACAUUCCCAGACAGCAGAACUCUUCUGUUGCUGCUCCCAUGAUGGUCAGCAACAUUCUAAAGAGGUUUGCAGAGAUGAACCCACCACGACAAGGUGAAUGCACAAUAUUUGCAGCUGUUCGUGAUUUAAUGGCUAAUCUUACACUGCCCCCUGGUGGGCGUCCGUAGACACUAUUGUUUUU